Messenger RNA from Strongylocentrotus purpuratus (purple sea urchin), 4631 nucleotides. It is a transcript of the gene ift88, whose product is annotated as intraflagellar transport protein 88 homolog. Gene Ontology annotation, biological process: intraciliary transport; non-motile cilium assembly. Gene Ontology annotation, cellular component: ciliary base; non-motile cilium; centriole. The record is from RefSeq and is a predicted model, not a curated record. Bases 153 to 2735 code for a protein of 860 amino acids. The transcript is spliced from 26 exons. Gene Ontology annotation, molecular function: kinesin binding. NCBI's taxonomy places the organism in Eukaryota, Metazoa, Echinodermata, Echinoidea, Camarodonta, Strongylocentrotidae.
GGCUUCCAUCGGUUAUUUAUCAGAGAACAUCAUUCAGCUCUAUGUAUCGAUAGUGGUAUAUUGCAAAUGCACUUCUAGGUCAAAAUACACCCUUCACACUUGACGUGUUUCCAUGCCCACCAGCGACGCUAAACAGUUGAAUUAUAAGCACAAUGGCUAUGCAGAACCUGCACCUCGCUGGAGAGGAUGAGGAUGAGAUGUACUCUGGCUACAAUGAAUAUAAUCCAUUCUUUGACACAGAGAAUCUAGAGCAAGAUGAGACAUUUCAGAAGACUGUACAAAAAACAAGUCAUGGACGAAGACCACCUAUGACAGCUAUUAGGCAGGGUCAGAUGGGUGCACAGAGAGGCAUCAUGGGAACAGCGGCAGGGAAUCGUCUCAAGACUGGUCUCACAUCAUCAAUGGGAGCUAGGCCCAUAACAGGGAUGGCACCGCAGGAUGGCAAUGUUGCUAGACCAAUGACUGCCGUCAAAGCAGCAGGUUACUCAUCAACAGGCAGAGGUCAAACAUUUGACCCCCUGGGCCAAUCAUCAAAGGGCCCAGCCCCACCUCUGGAGACCAAGAAUGAAGACUCGGCUGAAGAGAAAGUGAAGCAGCUUGAGAAACAAGUGAAUGAUCUCAUAGAAGAAAGCUGUUUCGCUCACAGUAGAGGAGAAUUCACCCUGGCACUUGAUAAAGCAAAGGAGGCUGGUCGACAGGAAAGGCGGCUUGGUUCAGUCAGAGACCAACUCAGUAACAAUGAGCAGGUCAACUUAGACUUGACGUACUCGGUCUUGUUUAAUUUAGCCAAUCAAUAUGAAGCUAAUGAGAUGUUUACCGAAGCCCUCACCACCUACCAAGUCAUCGUCAAGAACAAGAUGUUCUCCAAUGCCGGUCGUCUGAAGGUGAACAUGGGCAACAUCUACUACAGGCAACGCAACUAUCCCAAGGCCAUCAAGUACUACCGUAUGGCCCUAGAUCAGGUGCCCAAUACACACAAGAGAUUGAAGAUGAAGAUAAUGCAGAACAUUGCCAAUGUCUUUGUCAAGAUGGGUCAGUACACCGACGCUGUCACCUCCCUGGAGCACAUCAUGGCUGAGAAGUCUGACCAUGCGACAGCCUUCAACCUCAUCCUGUGUUACUAUGCAACGGGAGACAGGGAGAAGAUGAAGAAGACAUUCCAGAGGCUCCUGGGAGUAGAGCUGAACCUGGAUGAUGAGGACAAGUACUUGCCCCAUCCGGAUGACAAGCAUGCUAACAUGAUCCUGGAAGCAAUCAGGAAUGAUGGUCUCAGACAGGCUGAAAGGAAAAGGAAAGCAAGUAUGGAGAAGUGUGUGAUGGCCGCAGCCAAGCUGAUAGCGCCCUCUAUAGAGCAGAGCUUCUCUGCUGGCUAUGACUGGUGUGUAGACUGUGUCAAGCAGUCCAACUACAUUGACCUUGCCAAUGACCUCGAGAUCAACAAGGCUCUCAUGUACCUCAAGCAGAAGGAAUUCAAUCAGGCUGUGGAGGUUCUCAAGACCUUUGAGAAGAAGGAAUCCAAGUGUGCUACCGUGGCCGCUGUCAACCUAUCCUUCAUCUACUUCCUACAAGGAGAUGUAGCCAUGGCCGAGAAGUAUGCUGAGGUUGCCAUGGCAGCAGAUAGAUACAAUCCUCCAGCCUUGGUUAACAAAGGCAACUGUGUGUACGUACAGGGCGAUCUUGAGAAGGCCAAGGAAUGCUACCAGGAAGCACUCAGAACAGAAGCAUCAUGCACAGAAGCGCUCUAUAAUCUAGGUCUUGUUAACAAGAAGCUUGGUCAUCUGGAACCAGCGCUGGAUUGCUUCCUCAAACUCCAUGCCAUACUCAGAAACAAUGCUGAAGUUAUAUUCCAGAUAGCAUCAAUCAACGAGAUGCUAGAAGACAUUCCUCAGGCCAGUGAGUGGUUCAUGCAGCUCAUUGGCAUCGUGCCAACUGAUCCUGGUAUCUUGUCCAGGAUGGGAGAGCUCUACGACAAUGAGGGCGACAAAUCACAGGCAUAUCAGUACCACUUUGAAUCGUUCCGUUACUACCCAUCCAACAUUGAGAUCAUAGAGUGGUUGGGGGCAUACUUCAUUGACUCUCAGUUUGUAGAGAAAGCCAUUCAUUACUUUGAGAGGGCAGCAGUCAUCCAACCCAACCAAGUCAAAUGGCAGCUCAUGAUAGCUAGCUGUCAUAGGAGAAGCGGAAACUACCAGCAAGCCUUGGAAACAUACAAGAAGAUUCACAAGAAGUUCCCAGACAAUGUAGAAUGUUUGAAGUUCUUAGUACGUCUUUGCUCUGAUCUUGGGCUAAAGGACGCGCAAACGUAUGCAACCAAGCUGAAGAAGGCAGAGAAAGCUAAAGAACUCAAAGAACAGAGAGCCACCAGUGGUAACAGACGUGGUAGCGGUCGGGGCGUUCGGCAAGGAAGUGCAGGUUCAGAGCGAACUGGUAGUGGCACGAGGAGGGGUCUGGAAGACGACCGCCUCGAUAGCCCAUCUGAUUCAGGAAGGGGUGGCAGUGGAACAAGCAGUCGACAGAACAGCGGGCGGUCAAGCGCUCGUCGGAGCAGCGGUAGGAUGAGGGCAGCAUUACCUGAAUCGAGCGGCGUGUAUCAAGUAGAGGAAAAGAACGUUGAUGCAUCAUACAUUGAUCCCUUGGGCCCAUCUGCAGAGAGACCCAAGACCGCAGCACGGAAGAGAGAUGCUGAAGAUGAGUUUGGAGACGAGGAACUAGGAGAUGACCUCCUCCCAGAAUAGAUGUAGUCUUUUAUUAAAAGCUAGCUGGGAUGAAAGGAUGCCAGGAGCCCGUUUCACAAAGCCUUUUUUCAAUGACAAAUCUGCUGAUAACCAUCAGAAGCAAGGAUUUCAGUAGCUUAUAACAGAAAAUUUCAUUUGUCACAAAUGACAAGUUUUGUGAAAUGCCUCCCUGGAGUAAUGAUACAUCAUUACAAAAGAUAGACAGUUAUCCCCCCCCCCCCCCCCCCUCCCCUCCUGUUAGUAGCUGUUCAUAUAACACCUUUCCACUGCAUAUAAAGUGUCUGAAAUGUUUUUCAUUGGUGAGGUCUGGCAUUAACACAUUGACUACUGAAUUAUCUUGCUCCCAUAGGCUUAAUACAGCGACCGCCCAGUUACAGUUAACUUUUUGGAAUAUGUUCAAGUUUGAUUCAAAGGUGUGAUAGUGUGAGUUCAGUUAUUGCAUAGUGUCACAAUAGUUACUGUUUCAUUUGUCAUUUCAUUUAUUAUCAACAUCUGUAUGUUUCCAGACUCAGAGUUAUCCACUGGGAGUGAUAAUUUCAUAUGAUGGGGAAGUCUGCUUAUGAGCAGAAGAGACAGACAAACCAAACAUGAAUUUGUAACUUACAACACUAUAUAAAGUUUCAUGGGAUUUCCUGGAAAUGGACAAUCUCAAACUGAUGUGAAGAAGAGCUUAGAAAGCAUGAAAUAGACUAGGGCAUGGUAAUACUAUCUGAUUUUGAAGAGGAUUGGGGAGUAAUCAAACUCUAAAACAAAUAAUGUCAGGAUAUUUAAACAUGAAAUGGAAUUCUACCGGAAAUAUGAUCAAUUAUCUAGAAGGAAAAAAAGUGAUAUCGUGGAAAUCGAAUGAGGGGUUGUAAUAAAAUUACCACCUAGGAAGAUUUUUUUUUCCAUCUAGAUAAAUAUGGCCAUGCAUUUGAUUUUGUCAGAUUGGAAAUAUGUCAAGAGUUAAGAAGAAUUUAUAACAAUAUAUUUAUUCAAUACAAUAUUGGUUUGGUAAAUAAUUUCUAUAUAUUUCAGACCACUUUAUAACUUCAUAUACAUUUGCUAUUUACAUGUCAAUAGUUACAUUUUGUGGAGGCAAGUACUGUACGAUAUGAGGUGAUACCUCUAUGAUUGGACUCGAAAAGUGUAUUUGUCAGCACUGAAAGGACAGUAUCACUAUGUCACCUUGAAAUUAAGAUACAUGUUCUUCUAGUCGUAUACAGUUCACCGUUUUAUUUAUUAUAGAUCAGUUUAAAUUACAAUUAUUUUUCUCAUUACAACGUUUCUGUAUUGAAAAUGAGGUACAAUUUAACUAUAAAUGAGUGCACAAUGUUAACAAUAUAUAAUUAUUUCAAUAUAUGAUAAUACUGCUGCCAAUUUUAACACUCAUGAGUAUCAAUUGUUUCAAAAUUUUCUCCACAUUUGUAUGUACAACCUGUAUUUGAACACAUCAUAUGUGAUAAGACAGUGGGAUUAUUUUAAGUUUGAAUGAAUUGACCCACUGUAUGAAUUAGAUGAUUAAUGGCUUAAAACUUGGGUACAAAAUACAAAUCUUUUUCCACAUUGAAAGUUUUUGAAGAAAAAGUAAUAAUUUGAUACACUUUCCCAAAGUCUCUGCAUAAAGAGUUACUGACAUAUGUCCAGUUAUUUAUGAGAAGAAUUAUUCGUAAAUGAUGUGUGGAAUCUUUUUGUUGUUGUUAUAUUACUAGCAUCUACUAGCAUGCCUAGCAGCUCUGUAUUCAUUUCCUACUGAAGUCAGUCUAUCUUAAAGUGUCAUGAAAUAUAUAAUUUCAUUUGUGAUGUGCGUGUGUGACGUUGUAUAGUUAGAAAAUAAGUUCUAUCUUAUAGAUCCUGUUUUGUGAUUUAAAGUUGUAUAAAAGAGAUAUUAAAAAGGAAAAUGUUACUAUUGCAUAU